Messenger RNA from Ahaetulla prasina, 3894 nucleotides. RefSeq names its product zinc finger protein 208-like. Bases 595 to 3870 code for a protein of 1091 amino acids. Lineage: Eukaryota; Metazoa; Chordata; Lepidosauria; Squamata; Colubridae. The transcript is spliced from 2 exons. The record is from RefSeq and is a predicted model, not a curated record. Gene Ontology annotation, molecular function: DNA-binding transcription factor activity; RNA polymerase II cis-regulatory region sequence-specific DNA binding. Gene Ontology annotation, biological process: regulation of transcription by RNA polymerase II.
GACAAAGGGGAAAAAAUCAAGAAGAGAUUUCAAACUGGAAAAAGUAAAGUAUGCAGAAUUGAACAACAGAUUACAUGAAAAGGUCAAAGGAGAUUAUUUUUUCCAUUAGGAAAAAGAGGGAAAUAUCUAGAGGUGAGUGAGGAGGAAAAAGACAAUUGGAUAGCCACUAAAGGUAGACAGUAAUGCAGGCCUUGCUUGUGAGGAAAAAAACAGCUUUGAAUCAAAGCUCCAUGCAACAAAAGAUCACAUGUAUUUUUGACCUCUUCAAGAACAUAAGUGGUGGAAAAGCUCCAUAGAUGUGCCUAUUGUGGGAAAAGCACACAUAGCAAAUCAUAUAUUAUGCAUAACAGGAUCCACACUGGAGGAAAGCCAUACAAAUUCUCCGAAUGUGGGAAAAGAUUUAGUUAGAUCAGCUCCCUUGUGGUUCAUGAAAGGACCCACACAGCUAUAGCUGCUACCAUUGCUGUAAAUGCUUUUGCAAGCAUGGCAAUAUGGUAAUACAUCAGAGGACUCACACGAGGGGGAAACCUUUUGAAUUUGCUAAGAUUGUGGGAAAACUUUCAGUCAUAAUUCCAACCUGCUGAUACACUAAAGAUGGACACAGGAAAGAAAUCAUAUAACUGUCCUUAUUGUGGGAAAGGUUUCAUUGCAAAUUCCAAGCUGGUGAUACACCAGAGGACCCACACAGGAGAAAAACCCUUUGAAUGUCCUGAUUGUGGCAAACGUUUCAGUCAGAAUUCAAGCCUGGCGAUACACAAAAUGACUCACACAGAAGAGAAACCCUUUGAAUGUUCUGAUUGUGGCAAACGUUUUAGUAGGAAUUCCUGUUUGGUUAAACACCAGAGGACGCACACAGGAGAGAAACCCUUUGAAUGUCCUGAUUGUGGGAAAGGUUUCAGUGAGAAUUCUAACCUGGUAAACCACCAGAGGGCUCACACAGGAGAGAAACCCUUUGAAUGUCUUCAUUGUGGCAGAAGUUUCAGUCAGAAUUCCAACCUGGUGAAACAUCAACGGACUCACACAGGAGAGAAACCCUUUGAAUGUCCUGUUUGUGGGAAAGGUUUCAGUCAGAAUUCAAGCCUUGUGAUUCAUCAGAGGACUCACACAGGAGAGAAACCCUUUGAAUGUUCUGAUUGUGGCAAACUUUUCAGUUUGAAUUCCAAUUUGGUUACACACCAGAUGACUCACACAGGAGAGAAACCCUUUGAAUGUCCUGAUUGUGGGAAAAGUUUCAGUCAAAGGGCCAGCUUGGUGGUACACCAGAGAACUCACACAGGGGAGAAACCCUUUGAAUGUCCUGAUUGUGGGAAAGGUUUCAGUGAGAAUUCUAACCUGGUGAACCAUCAGAGGGCUCACACAGGAGAGAAACCCUUUGAAUGUCUUCAUUGUGGCAGAAGUUUCAGUCGGAAUUCCAACCUGGCGAAACACCAACGGACUCACACAGGAGAGAAACCCUUUGAAUGUCCUGUUUGUGGGAAAGGUUUCAGUCAGAAUUCAAGCCUGGUGACACACCAAAGGAUUCACACAGGAGAGAAACCGUACAAAUGUCCUGAUUGUGGGAAAGGUUUCAGUCAGAAUUCAAGCCUGGUGAAACACCAGACGACUCACACAGGAGAGAAACCCUUUGAAUGUUCUGAUUGUGGCAAACGUUUCAGUUUGAAUUCCCAUUUGGUUAAACAUCAAAGGACUCACACAGGAGAGAAACCUUUUGAAUGUCCUGAUUGUGGGAAAAGUUUCAGUCAGAAUUCUGAGCUGGUAAACCAUCAGAGGACUCACACAGCAGAAAAACCAUUUGGAUGUCCUGAUUGUGGGAAAGGUUUCAGUCGGAAUUGCUACCUGGUGGAACACCAGAGGACUCACACAGGAGAGAAACCAUUUGAAUGUUCUGAUUGUGGCAAACGUUUCAGUUGUAAUUCCAGUUUGGUUAAACAUCAAAGGACUCACACAGGAGAGAAACCUUUUGAAUGUCCUGAUUGUGGGAAAAGUUUCAGUCAAAGGUCCAACUUGGUGGUACACCAGAGGACUCACACAGGGGAGAAACCCUUUGAAUGUCCUAAUUGUGGGAAACAUUUCAGUGAGAAGUCCAAACUGAUGAAACACCAGAGGACUCACAAAAGAGAAACGAUAUGUUGUGGCAAAUGUUUCAGUCGGAACUCCAAUUUGCUUAAACACCAGAGGACUCAUUUAGGAGAGAAACCCUUUAAAUGUACUGAUUGUGGGAAAGGUUUCAGUUUGAAUUCCCAUUUGGUUAAACACCAGAGGACUCACACAGGAGAGAAACCCUUUGAAUGUCCUGUUUGUGGGAAAUGUUUCAGCCAGAAUUCCCACCUUUUGGAACACCAGAGGACUCACACAGGAGAGAAACCCUUUGAAUGUUCUGAUUGUGGCAAACGUUUCAGUUGGAAUUCCAAUUUGGUUAAACACCAGAGGACUCACACAGGAGAGAAACCCUUUGAAUGUUCUGAUUGUGGCAAAUGUUUCAGUUGGAAUUCCAAUUUGGUUAAACACCAGAGGACUCACACAGGAGAAAAACCCUUUGAAUGUUCUGAUUGUGGGAAAAAUUUCAGUUGGAACUCCAGCCUGGUGAUACACCAGAGGACUCACACAGAAGAGAAACCCUUUGAAUGUCCUGUUUGUGGGAAAUGUUUCAGCCAGAAUUCCCACCUUUUGGAACACCAGAGGACUCACACAGGAGAGAAACCCUUUGAAUGUUCUGAUUGUGGCAAACGUUUCAGUUGGAAUUCCAAUUUGGUUAAACACCAGAGGACUCACACAAGAGAAAAACCCUUUGAAUGUCCUGAUUGUGGGAAAGGUUUCAGUCGGAAUUGCUACCUGGUGGAACACCAGAGGACUCACACAGGAGAGAAACCCUUUGAAUGUUCUGAUUGUGGCAAACAUUUCAGUCAGGAUUUUGAGCUGGUGAACCAUCAGAGAACUCACACUGCCGAAAAACCAUUUGAAUGUGCUGAUUGUGGGAAAAAUUUCAGUUGGUACUGCAGCCUGGUGAUACACCAGAGGACUCACACAGGAGAGAAACCCUUUGAAUGUCCUGUUUGUGGCAAAUGUUUCAAUCAGAAUUCCCACCUGUUGGAACACCAGAGGACUCACACAGGAGAGAAACCCUUUGAAUGUUCUGAUUGUGGCAAACGUUUCAGUUGGAAUUCCAAUUUGAUUAAACACCAGAGGACUCACACAGGAGAAAAACCCUUUGAAUGUUCUGAUUGUGGGAAAAGUUUCAGUUGGAACUCCAGCCUGGUGAUACACCAGAGGACUCACACAGAAGAGAAACCGUUUGAAUGUCCUGUUUGUGGGAAAUGUUUCAACCAGAAUUCCCACCUAUUGGAACACCAGAGGACUCACACAGGAGAGAAACCCUUUGAAUGUUCUGAUUGUGGCAAACAUUUCAGUUGGAAUUCCAAUUUGAUUAAACACCAGAGGACUCACACAGGAGAAAAACCCUUUGAAUGUUCUGAUUGUGGGAAAAGUUUCAGUUGGAACUCCAGCCUGGUGAUACACCAGAGGACUCACACAGAAGAGAAACCGUUUGAAUGUCCUGUUUGUGGGAAAUGUUUCAACCAGAAUUCCCACCUUUUGGAACACCAGAGGAUUCACACAGGAGAGAAACCCUUUGAAUGUUCUGAUUGUGGGAAAGGUUUCAGUCAGAAUUCCAUCCUGGUGGAACACCAGAGGACUCACACAGGAAAAUGUCCUGAUUGUGGGAAAAGUUUCAGUCAAAAGUCCAACUUGGUGGAACACCAGAGGACUCACACAGGGGAGAAACCCUUUGAAUGUCCUAAUUGUGAGAAACAUUUUAGUGAGAAUUCCAAACUGGUGAAACACCAGAGGACUCACACAAGAGAAAUGAUAUGAAUGUCCAGAUUGUGGAAAAAGUUU